Messenger RNA from Tupaia belangeri chinensis (Chinese tree shrew), 1014 nucleotides. RefSeq names its product secreted phosphoprotein 24-like. The coding region runs from base 105 to 494 and encodes 129 amino acids. The record is from RefSeq and is a predicted model, not a curated record. Gene Ontology annotation, biological process: bone remodeling. Gene Ontology annotation, cellular component: extracellular region. The transcript has 4 exons. NCBI's taxonomy places the organism in Eukaryota, Metazoa, Chordata, Mammalia, Scandentia, Tupaiidae.
GAUAAGUCCUAUUUAUAAAGACAGAUACUCUCAGGAAAACUGCUGCUCCUAAACCUCUAGAGAGACAAUCGCAUUUACUCUGAACUAAAAUUGUUGUUCCCAGGAUGGAGAAGAUGUUAAUGAUCUUCAUGAUUAUGUUUGCUCUUGGAAUCAAGUACUGGUCUUGCACAGGGUUGCCACGGUAUGCGGAUCCCCUCGUGGAUAAAGCCUUCAAUGCCUCUGUCAAAGCAGCAAAUUUCAGGAUACCAAGUCCAUUUCUCUUUCGGCCAUACAGAAGUUCACUGACAAUUGAUUCUGUCUCAGAAGAUAAUUCCCGGAACCUAACUUUUGACUUCUUCAUGCAAAAAACUGUUUGCCGGAAAUAUAGUGGAGCAGAUCUCUUUACAUGUGCCUUCAAAAGAAGGAACAGAUGGAAUGCAGUCCUGUGUGAGAGCAGAGUGAAGGUGUCUGAAAACAGACUGCAGUCGGUGAUUGCUGAAUGUCACCGCAUCUAGAAUCCGCCAGUACUUUCCAACCUUGAGGUAUAACCAGGGGUUUAAGUUCAGUCAGACAGUGCCUCCUGGGGGCUAAGUAUGGCACAGUGGUUUGAUAUUGUAGCUGGAUUAUUGCACGGGAAUGGUAAGCAUAUCUGCUGGUACAGCUAGAAUCUCCUGAUACAUCUACAAGCUUGUAGUUCAUAACACUUACUUCUCCCAGUCUUCCCCCCUGCUUCCAUUCUCUGUCUUUCUUUCUCUCUUCCCCCAAUCUCUCUCUUGUUCUCUGAGAUUUGAGACACAACAUUAAAGUAACAGUUAACAAAUCUUUAAAUUAAUGAGCUAAGUAUCUAGCUCCCUGAUACUGUGGUUUAGUGAACAAAGGGCAUUUUUUUGUUGAACUAGUGGUAACUGGUUGCUGUCAAACUACUUAUCAGCUCUGCAGUCUAGGUUAGGCUAUUUAACCUUAAUGAUCCAUGAAUUCUGCAUCUGUGGCAUGCCAGUAAGAAAGACCACCUUAAAGAUUUUGAGAGAAUCAAGC